This is a messenger RNA of Otolemur garnettii (small-eared galago), 2130 nucleotides long. RefSeq names its product chromodomain Y like 2 (gene CDYL2). The annotation marks the transcript as partial. Gene Ontology annotation, molecular function: transcription corepressor activity. NCBI's taxonomy places the organism in Eukaryota, Metazoa, Chordata, Mammalia, Primates, Galagidae. The transcript is spliced from 6 exons. The record is from RefSeq and is a predicted model, not a curated record. Gene Ontology annotation, cellular component: nucleus.
UUGCAGGUUGAAAGGAUUGUAGACAAGAGGAAGAACAAGAAAGGAAAAUGGGAGUAUCUUAUCCGGUGGAAAGGCUACGGGAGCACAGAGGACACGUGGGAGCCGGAGCACCACCUCUUGCAUUGUGAGGAGUUUAUCGAUGAGUUCAACGGGCUGCACGUAUCCAAAGAUAAGAGGAUCAAGUCGGGGAAGCAGCCCAGUGCCUCCAAGCUCCUGCGUGAUGGCCGUGGCCCACCAGUUGAGAAACUGUCCCACAGACCUUCGGAAUCUGGAAAGAGCAAGGCCACCUCCCAUAAACGGAAGCGAAUCAACCCUCCCCUCUCCAAGCUGAAAAAAGGGUAUUCAGGCAAGCCCCCCGCGGGAGGUGACCGGGCCGCCAAGACGGUGUCCUACCGGACUACCCCCAGCGGUUUGCAAAUCAUCCCCCUCAAAAAGGCCCAGAACGGGGUGGAAAACGGGGAUGCCAGCUCUGAGAAGGACGAGAGGCACUUUGGAAACGGGUCCCACCAGCCUGGUUUGGAUUUGAAUGACCAUGUCGGAGAGCAGGAUGUGGCCGAAUGUGAUGUGAACCAUGCUGCGCUGGCAGAGAACGGGCUCGGCUCUGCCCUGACCAACGGGGGACUGAACCUGCACAGCUCUGUGAAGCGGAAGCUGGAAGCAGAGAAGGAUUAUGUCUUUGACAAGAGGCUCAGGUACAGUGUCCGCCAGAACGAAAGCAACUGUCGGUUUCGAGACAUCGUCGUGCGGAAGGAAGAGGGGUUCACGCACAUCCUGCUGUCCAGUCAGACCUCGGAUAACAACGCGCUGACCCCCGAGAUCAUGAAAGAAGUCCGCCGAGCACUUUGCAAUGCAGCCACAGACAACAGCAAGCUACUGCUGCUCAGCGCAGUGGGCAGCGUGUUCUGCAGUGGCCUGGAUUACUCCUACCUACUCGGCCGACUGUCCAGCGACCGGCGGAAGGAGAGCACGCGGAUCGCCGAAGCCAUCAGGGACUUUGUGAAGGCUUUUAUCCAGUUUAAGAAGCCCAUCGUGGUGGCCAUCAAUGGGCCGGCCCUGGGCCUGGGCGCCUCCAUCCUGCCCCUCUGUGACAUCGUGUGGGCCAGUGAGAAGGCCUGGUUCCAGACACCGUAUGCCACCAUCCGCCUCACACCUGCUGGCUGCUCCUCCUACACCUUCCCUCAGAUCCUGGGCGUUGCACUGGCCAAUGAGAUGCUGUUCUGCGGGCGGAAGCUCACUGCCCAGGAGGCCUGCAGCAGGGGGCUGGUGUCCCAGGUCUUCUGGCCUACCACGUUCAGCCAGGAGGUCAUGCUGCGGGUCAAGGAGAUGGCAUCCUGCAGUGCUGUGGUGUUGGAAGAAUCCAAAUGCCUGGUUCGGAGCUUCUUGAAGUCGGUGCUUGAGGAUGUGAACGAGAAGGAAUGCCUCAUGCUCAAGCAGCUCUGGAGCUCCUCCAAGGGCCUGGAUUCCCUGUUCAGCUACCUGCAGGACAAAAUUUACGAAGUCUGAAGGGCCUUGGCUCCUCCGCCCCAGUGCCCACGAGCACCUGACUUCCAGCUCUGCCCUGUGUUUUGGAAAUCGGAGCAUGUGUCUGCCCCGGCCAAGGAGUUUGUCAAGGUGUCUUUAUGCCUAGGGUUGUGUCCAUUUUCUCGUUCCUUUGGUUCCUUCUCAUCGGUUUGAUUUUCUGUGUAACAGAUGGGAAACGCAGCAGACUUGGCCUCCCCCGUCCCUGCCCCACCUGGCCAGAGAGCUCACGAGGGCUGUAUCUUCCCAGGGCUCUGCCGGGCACCGCUGUCCUUGCCCCACUUGCUGAAAUACACCGUCAUGGUCCAGGGAGGGGAAGGCCACUUCCCCCCUCCUCCUGGCUCAGGCUGUGUCUACACAGUGCCUCUGAUUCGGAGACGUGGCUGUCAUGGCUUUUUCUGGUGACGUUUAGAUCAGGUGUCAGGGGACGGUCAGUCUUAGGGAAUUUCCAGGCCAAUGAACAAAACGGUGGUGUCCGCCCAGCUUCAGUCUCCUCUCUGAUGCAAACCUGCGUGACCCUUAGGGCUUGGUCUUAAAAACCCAAUUCGAGUGAUUUACAAACCCAGAUAUUGUACAUUUAGAAAUGUUUUGUUAAAUAUAUAUUUUUAAAAC